Molecule: messenger RNA, 1162 nt
Organism: Xenopus laevis (African clawed frog)
Lineage: Eukaryota; Metazoa; Chordata; Amphibia; Anura; Pipidae
Gene: cep19.L
Product: centrosomal protein 19kDa L homeolog
Exons: 3
Coding region: 163-654 (163 amino acids)
Biological process (GO): trans-Golgi to periciliary membrane compartment transport; microtubule anchoring at centrosome
Cellular component (GO): centriole; centrosome; ciliary basal body
Source: RefSeq, a predicted model, not a curated record
CCCACAGCAACCAAUCAGAUUCCUGCUUUCGUUUACUAGCUUGUGGGUUACUGUUGAAAUCUAUUUGCUAAUUGGUUGUUACAGGCAACAGCACUGGUGACUUUCUGUUUGAGCCAACACAGCUCCCGACGCAGCAGUGACCGAGCCCAUCUGUGAGGGGACAUGAGCUACAAGGCAAAAAAGUGUGGUGUUCGCUUCCAACCCCCUUCCAUCAUUCUUGUUUAUGAAGACACAGAAGCAGAAAAAUUACGUCAGCGCAUUAUGCCUAUACGAAAUUUCUCCAAAUACUCCGAUUGCAGCAGGGCAGCAGAACAGUUGAAAAACAACCCCCGCCACAAAGACUACCUAGAUCUUGUAUCUCUGAAGCAGCUAGAAAAACUGUACAAACUGUUGAAAGGGCAUUUAAAAGGGGAAAGUUUGAAAGCUACCUUGGAACAGAUUAAAAAGGAAGAAACCAUUGACCCAGAGGAAGACUUAAACAAACUAGAUGACAAAGAUUUGGCCAAAAAGAAACACUUAAUGGAUGAGUUGUUUGAGAAGAACAGAAAGAAGAAAGAUGACCCAGAUUUUGAAUACGACAUUGAGGUAGAUUUUACAAAGGAUGAACAAGUGGAGUCUUGUGGCUGGGAUGAUGCGUCCGAUGGUGGCUUUUGACUGUACAAAUGAUUUUAGUGUUCAAAACAAAACACCAAUAAUUAACGGAAAAUUACUUUCCAAUGACUGUACCAAACUGUGAUCCAUUAUAAACUGAAGAAAAAACUACCUUUCCAAUGACUGUACUCAACUGUGAACCAUCAUGAGCUGAAGAUACAUUUGAGCUGCUGUUUUGUUUACUAGUUUUGCAAACCUAUUUUAUAGAUAUUUAGCAAACAUAUUCUAAGUGUUUUGAAAUACAGUACAAGUACUUCAUUUUCACAAACUAUGAGUUUAUUGUUGGCUUGAGCAUAUUCAGUUUCAUCUGCAAAAGCUUUUAGAGAGGAUUAUAAUGGAAUUACUCUAAUGAGCUAUCUGCAUCUGCUAUAGAUGCCUUUCCUAUACACUACUAUCAUCACAUAAUUCCCCAUUAUAAGGCUGUUAUAUUUACUGUCAAAUACAAGAGUCCUCUGCACUCAACCCAUUAUCAAUAUAUCUAAGACAGCGACAUUUUGUGCAUACUGCUACU